AUGGCCCAAGCAUUCGGAAAUCUGCCCAGCGGAGUGUUGAAGGCUCCAGAGAAGUUCACUCUCCAAGUACCGGAUCAGAGCUUGGACGAAUUCCAGCAGCUACUGAAGCUUUCAAAGAUCGGGCCGGAGACAUGGUACAACAAGCAAGAAUAUGGCCAAUUCGGCGUAUCUCGCAAAUGGCUCACAAACGCCAAAGAGGCUUGGUUGAAGUUUGACUGGCGCAAGCAGGAGGCCCGCAUCAACUCCGUUCCGAACUUCAAAGCAAAGGUUGAGGACGCGGAUCUCGGAACCGUGGACGUCCACUUCGCCGCCUUAUUCUCCAACAAAAAGGAUGCGCUGCCAGUUAUCUUCAUGCACGGCUGGCCCGGUUCUUUCUUGGAGUUCUUCCCCAUGAUCGAUUUGCUUGUUGGCAAGUACACACCCGAUACACUGCCUUACCACGUCAUUGUGCCGUCACUGCCCGGCUAUGGUCUGUCUGCUGGCUCCAUCCCACUUGAAAAGGAGACCAAGCAAGAUGCUGUCGCGCGCACUCUCCAUCAAUUGAUGCUUGAUCUUGGGUUUGGCAACGGCUAUGCUGCUCAAGGCGGUGACGUGGGAAGUUUCAUGGCGAGAAUCAUGUCUGGCUACAAGGAGUGCAAGGCAAUUCACCUGAAUAUGUUGAUGCCUAGCCCUGAGGAUGCUGCUGGUGGUACCGAUGGUUUGACACCCCAGGAGCUUGAACAGACUGGAAGGAUGCUGAAGUGGCGGGCGACUGGAAUGUCGUAUGCUCUGGAGCAUGGUCUCCGGCCAGCAACCAUCGGGUUGGUUCUGUCAGCAAGUCCAUUGUCAUUGCUGGCUUGGAUCGGCGAAAAGUACCUGGAGUGGGUGGAUUCACGUUACCCGCUGCAACUGGAAACCAUCCUCGAGCUGGUGAGUCUCUACUGGUACACGGAUACGUUCCCCAGAAGUAUCUACCCGUAUCGUCCCUUGGCACAGGCCAUGUCUAGUGAAGGCGGUGGUUCUUCAUCUAUCCCUACCUCGAAGGAGACGCCGUUAGGAUACUCGUGCUUCCCAGCCGAGAUUGGUUUCAUGCCGAAGGCGUGGGCCGAAAAGUCCUUCCCCAAUCUCAAACUUUAUCGUACGCAUGAGAAGGGCGGACACUUCGCGGCACUUGAGCAGCCGGCGACGUUACUGCAAGACGUGGAGGAUUUCUUGGCUUCUGUAACAGCUACUUCCAAGCUCUGA
This is a messenger RNA of Colletotrichum godetiae, 1224 nucleotides long. Its product is annotated as epoxide hydrolase. Gene Ontology annotation, biological process: epoxide metabolic process. The transcript has 4 exons. Gene Ontology annotation, molecular function: epoxide hydrolase activity. NCBI's taxonomy places the organism in Eukaryota, Fungi, Ascomycota, Sordariomycetes, Glomerellales, Glomerellaceae. The coding region runs from base 1 to 1224 and encodes 407 amino acids. The record is from RefSeq and is a predicted model, not a curated record.